Messenger RNA from Carlito syrichta (Philippine tarsier), 6240 nucleotides. RefSeq names its product lipin 2 (gene LPIN2). Bases 136 to 2946 code for a protein of 936 amino acids. Gene Ontology annotation, biological process: cellular response to insulin stimulus; positive regulation of transcription by RNA polymerase II; triglyceride biosynthetic process. Gene Ontology annotation, cellular component: nucleus; cytosol; endoplasmic reticulum membrane. Gene Ontology annotation, molecular function: phosphatidate phosphatase activity; transcription coactivator activity. The transcript is spliced from 20 exons. Lineage: Eukaryota; Metazoa; Chordata; Mammalia; Primates; Tarsiidae. The record is from RefSeq and is a predicted model, not a curated record.
AUUUCCUUUCAGUUUUAACCAUAUCACUGUGUCUGAAGCAGUUUGCACUCAGUUUGUCAGAAGAGCUACUUUCUGUUUUGAUGAUACCUAUAUCUCUGAAAAAAGACAUGUGUGAUAAUCUAGUUGAAUUCUAAGAUGUUUUACUUAGAAGAUGAUAGUGAAGAUGAGGAGAAGGUUCCUGAAGGCUCAUUGAGUAAAACUCAAGAUGUUUACCAUGUCAAGGCCCCUCCUGGUAUCUUGUCUCAAACCAUGAAUUAUGUGGGACAGCUGGCUGGGCAGGUCAUUGUCACUGUGAAGGAACUCUACAAGGGCAUUAACCAAGCUACCCUCUCUGGGUGCAUCGAUGUCAUCGUGGUGCAGCAGCAGGAUGGCACCUAUCAGUGUUCACCUUUUCAUGUUCGCUUUGGGAAACUGGGAGUCCUGAGAUCCAAAGAGAAAGUGAUUGAUAUAGAAAUCAACGGCAAUGCAGUCGACCUUCAUAUGAAAUUGGGUGACAAUGGAGAAGCUUUCUUUGUGGAGGAGACUGAAGAGGAAUAUGAAAAACUUCCGGCUUACCUUGCCACCUCACCAAUUCCUACCGAAGACCAGUUUUUUAAAGAUAUUGACACCCCUUUGGUGAAAUCAGGUGGAGAUGAAAGACCAGCUCAAAGUUCAGACAUCUCACACAUUUUGGAAACAGAAACAGUUUUCACUCCAAGUUCUGUGAAAAAGAAAAAACGAAGGAGAAAGAAAUGCAAACAGGACAGUAAGAAGGAAGAACAGGCUGCUUCUCUUGCUACAGAGGACACAUAUGAUGUGGGUGUGAGCUCUGAUGACGAAAAGGGAGCUCAGGCAACCAGAGGAUCUUCAAAUGCUUCCUUAAAGGAAGAAGAUUAUAAGGAACCUUUGCUCUACCAUUCUGGAGAUCACUACCCCUUAUCUGAUGGAGAUUGGUCCCCCUUAGAGAACACCUAUUCCCAGGCAGCAGGUCCUAAGAGUGAUUCAGAGCUGGAGGUGAAGCCCACCGAGAGCCUACUCAGAUCGGAGUCUCACAUGGAGUGGACAUGGGGCGGGUUUCCAGAGUCCACCAAGGUCAGCAAAAGAGAGCGGUCCGACCAUCAUCCUAGGACAGCUACAAUUACACCGUCAGAAAAUACCCAUUUUCGGGUAAUUCCCAGUGAGGACAACCUCAUAAGUGAAGUUGAGAAGGAUGCUUCCAUGGAAGACACUGUCUGUACCAUAGUCAAACCCAAACCCAGAGCCCUGUGUAAGCAGAUGAAAGAUGAAACUUCUGCAGCAGAACUUCUCGAACCUCCUCUUGAGAAUCCUCAGAUUUCAUCUAUGUUAGAUGCAGACCAUCUUCCCAACCCAUCCUUAAUGGAGGUGCCCUCAGAAUCCAAACCAGCAUCUAAAGUAGACUCACCGUCAAAGAAGAAAGGUGUUCACAAGAGAAGCCAGCACCAGGGACCUGAUGAUAUUUACCUUGAUGACUUAAAGGCUCUAGAACCUGAAGUUGCUGCUCUCUAUUUCCCUAAAAGUGAGUCGGAUCCUGGCUCCAGACAGUGGCCUGAGUCUGACACGCUCUCUGGCUCCCAGUCCCCGCAGUCUGUGGGAAGUACAGCUGCUGAUAGUGGCACUGAGUGCCUCUCAGAUUCAGCCAUGGACUUGCCCGACGUCACCCUCUCCCUUUGUGGGGGCCUCAGUGAGAACGGAGAAAUUUCUAAAGAAAAAUUCAUGGAGCAUAUAAUUACUUAUCAUGAAUUUGCAGAAAACCCUGGACUUAUAGACAAUCCUAAUCUUGUAAUACGGAUAUAUAACCGUUACUAUAACUGGGCUUUGGCUGCUCCCAUGAUCCUUAGCUUGCAAGUAUUCCAGAAGAGUUUGCCUAAGGCCACAGUUGAGUCCUGGGUCAAAGACAAGAUGCCAAAGAAAUCUGGUCGCUGGUGGUUUUGGCGUAAGAGAGAAAGCAUGACAAAACAGCUGCCAGAAGCCAAGGAGGGAAAAUCUGAGGCACCACCAACCAGUGAUCUGCCAUCAAGCGUGAAGGAGCCGGCCAGUGCCAGCAGGCCAGCUGAAGAUGACUCCUCCAGUGACGAGGGGUCACAGGAGCUUGAAGAAUCGAUCAGAGUGGAUCCCCUCCCCACGGAGCCCCUGAGCCACAGCAGUAGCACAACUUCUUAUAGGAAAUCUCUUCGACUCUCCUCAGACCAGAUCGCAAAACUGAAUCUCCAUGAUGGCCCCAAUGAUGUUGUGUUUAGUAUUACAACCCAGUAUCAAGGCACCUGCCGCUGUGCAGGGACCAUUUACCUAUGGAACUGGAAUGACAAAAUCAUUAUUUCUGAUAUCGAUGGAACAAUAACCAAGUCUGAUGCUUUGGGGCAGAUUCUCCCACAGCUGGGUAAAGACUGGACUCAUCAGGGAAUAGCAAAGCUCUAUCAUUCCAUCAAUGAGAAUGGCUACAAGUUUCUGUACUGUUCGGCCCGGGCCAUCGGCAUGGCUGACAUGACCCGUGGCUACCUACACUGGGUCAAUGACAAGGGCACGAUCUUGCCCCGGGGUCCUCUGAUGCUAUCUCCCAGCAGCUUGUUCUCUGCCUUCCACAGGGAAGUGAUAGAAAAGAAACCAGAGAAGUUCAAAAUUGAGUGUCUAAAUGAUAUCAAGAAUCUGUUUGCCCCGUCCAAGCAGCCCUUCUACGCUGCCUUUGGGAACCGUCCAAAUGAUGUCUAUGCUUACACACAAGUCGGAGUUCCAGACUGUAGAAUAUUCACCGUGAACCCCAAGGGCGAAUUAAUACAAGAAAGGACCAAAGGAAACAAGUCAUCGUAUCACAGGCUGAGCGAGCUUGUGGAACACGUGUUCCCACUUCUCAAUAAGGAGCAGAAUUCUGCCUUUCCCUGCCCGGAGUUCAGCUCCUUCUGCUACUGGCGAGACCCGAUCCCUGAAGUGGACCUGGACUACCUGGCCUAAGGUGGUACCUUGGCGGGCAGGCAAUGGGGCCCAGUUCCUCUCCCCACAGCAAAGGAAGGUGGAUAGCCCUUCUGCUGACCUAGACACCAGCUUUCCCAAGCAGAGACAGGGGCACUUAGAGCUGGCACUGCCAUCCUUCUUCGCCUUUCCAGGCCAGCUGCUUGGCCCAGCCACCCUGGAUCUCAGCACCUGGAAAGAGAAGGGAAGGGCUUGGCCUGGAGUUGGAGGCCUGGGCUCCCUCCCGUGGGAACCACACACGUGCUUCCUCUUGAGUUGUGUGCUGAGUACUCCUUCCACUGCAUGAUUUAAAGGAAGAAAUGGAAACUAAAAAAGAGUGGACCAAAACAUCACACAAAGUAGAGUGUUACAGUUUCCACUGGGCCAUUGAGAUGGUCUCACUCUAUAACCAAGGCUUUCCUCAGAGGGCCUGAUCCCCUGAACUGCUCUAGGUCCAGUUAGUGAUGUUGGCUGAAACUGCCUGUGCACAUUUCUCCUUUGGGCACCUCGUUUCCUGCUUCACUGAAUAGGACAGCUACUCCUGUGGGCUGAGUUGGGAGAUCCUUAGGGCCCAUGCACCAGAGCCAUGAGCCCAGCCCCACAGAUGUGGGCUUCUGGAGGAGAAAAAUCCCCUUAGAGUAUCUUCUCAUCUGUGACUACUCCACGAUGAGAGACCUUUAUGCUUCUUAGACCUCACCAGAAAAACAGUUCUUACAGGUGUGUAUUUGAUGUCUGUAAUAAAAGUACUAAUGGUAGCAAGUUUGGUUUAAAAAAAAAUUCCAACAACUGUUUUCAGGGAGGCCUCAGAUAGACAGUUGUGUGGGGUCCUGGGAAGAGUAUUGUAUCCCUCUGCCUGUUGCCUAGCUUAGGUAGGCCUUUGGGUGUCUUGCUUUUUGACAGGAUUUCUAAAAUAUGCUGUGGUGCAGAUUUGCCAGGGAAGUAUAAUGAAGCUUGCCUAAAGGCCACUAGCCGGUGGCAUUUGGCUUUGUCUUUGGAAUCCACUAUAACAAAACCUGUGGAACCCAAGUAAGAGAGGGGUCUUGGUACGCCUGUUGAGCAGACUAUUCCUUAACAGUGUCCCCCAGCCCACGUUCGACCCUGCGUCAGUCAGGAGACUCAUAUGGUCAGCAGUGCAGACCUAUGAGACUCUGUGAGGGCACAGGGGUGCCCAUGUGUUUUCAAUAAAAUGUACACGGCAGCUCCAUUUAGUGGCCUGGUUGUUAUGAGCUCAAGUCAAGGGUCUGAACACAGCAGCAAGGAAGGAGUAUAUGCUGUAAGCCCCUCCAGAACUUGUGGUCUGCUGGCUGUUGACAGUCACUGAGAUAUUAACAGCAAGAGAAACUGUCAGAAAGGAGCCUAAGAAAUGACCCCAGGUCGUAGUCCCCAUUCGUGAGAACACGGGAAGCAGAGGUUCCUGAGCAGAGGGAGCAGCAGGUACAGACCCUCGCUCUUGGGAUGGUUCAGUCCAACUCUCCAUGCCCCUGCUGUGGAAGUGGGGACCUUGCUUAUUUUAGUUCGUUUCGCCUAAGGUGAUACUGAUCUAGAGGUGGAGAUACAGGAUGGCUAUCUUUCCAGAUUGGAGAGGUGAAAGUCCCUGACUGCUUUCAGCCAUUUUUCCCAGUGCUAUUGGAUGCAGAGACAAUGUUAAAAUCUGGGAAGCACGUCUUCCCAGAGAAGGGACAACACGAGCUUUCUUUGGUGCAGACUUUCCCCCCUUAAACUGUUCACAAGGAUGAACAGUUUAAUGAGUUUAUUCAUAUACCAUAGGUUAGGGAUCCUGGGUUCUGUUCAUAUGAAGUUCUGCCCAGCUAGUGAGUCAAAGUUCUAGCAGAGCAACCAUACACCCACUUUGUUUCAUAGAUGCCAUUAGUGCAUCCCCUCGAUUGUCUUCUAUUUAGAGGAAGAGUGAAAGCUUCAUGUGCUUAACCUGAGCUUAUAGUAGGACUUCUUUACAUACGUGUGGUUCUGAAAAUCUUAAUAUGCAUUUUCUUUCGUCCGUUUUAGGUUGUCCUGUAAAAUUUUUUUGGCUAGGUAGUUUGUUUCUUUUUCUUAACAGCUAUCUGUGGACACAUGGGCCUUCUUAAAGAGUCCAUCCUAGGACCCAGAUCUCCCAGCCCUGUGUUGAAGGUGGCUGGUCCCUUUGUCCUGGUGUCCAUUAGCACUAGACUUUGUUGCUACAGAUUGAUCCAGUGGGUACAUGGGCUAAUUAACAUGAGUCUUUCCUUGUUUAAAGGAGUCCUUCUUGCUGAAAGUAGAUGGUUACUAUUGCUGUCGUGUUAUGAAAGUAUUAAGUUUGUGCUGAAAAUCCGUUGCCAUUUGGUACAAAUGACAUUUGUUCUUUCUAUGAAAGAGAGAUGCUCUCAAGUGUGUUUGUACACAAACCCUUAGGAUGGUGAGUCAAAGUAUCACCCCCAUGCUGUCUUCAGUGACGGGUGAUGUCGCAGAGAGAUUGCAGGCAGAUUGGGCUCCAUGUUGUUCCAUCAGUUGCCCAUUGGUGAAGUGGCCCCUUCCCUCUGCAAUGCAGUCUCACUCUAGGAUUUGCUUUGCUGUCCACGUAUCGAAGCUUGUCCUGUCAAGUUGCCACCUGCCGAUCUGCGACUGUGUGAGGCGCUUGCGUGGGCCUGGAGCAUGCAGGCAGCUUCCGCGUUUGAGUACUGUGUUUUGCUAUGUUUAAAAACAUCUGCAUAGUUUUCGCCUGGACAAAGAAAUUUACAAGUGUGAUGUCCUAAAACGAAAGCUGCUAAAAACUUUGGGGAGAACAACUGAGAAAGCUGACUAGCAGCCCGGGCCAUGCUGUGCCCUUGAGCUGCCCUUGGCCUGUCGCCGCAUGGCCUUCCCAUGGCUUGCUCUUGAGAUGCAGGCAGGACCUUUGACAGAAGAAACAGUUGGAAGUCAGCCCUUCCACCUUACAUGAGGUGAUGAAAACAGACUUCAGGGAGUUUCAUCUUUUUAAGUGUCAUCCUGGGCUUAAUAAAACUGGUUAAAAAUUGAGUUUUUCCUUAAAGUAAGUGCUCUUUCCAGGUGAAAACUACUUUUUGGUUUGGUUUGGUUUGAAAGUAAGAAAGGGAAGGGAAACUUUACUCUUUUAAUUUAAUAAUUAUGUUCAGCCUAUGAUGAAUUAUUUGAUUAUUAGACAACAAUGUCACUAAUAAGUUUUAAUUUGUCCAAAAUUAAUUGUAAACAUCAGUACAGUACUCUUAUGGUAAAGACAAUUGUCUUAAGAUGAAUGGCUCAUAUUUUGGUGCAGUGUUUGAUGUUAAAACAAAAUGUUACAACAAUAAACAAACAUAAACUGAA